This is a messenger RNA of Dioscorea cayenensis subsp. rotundata (Guinea yam), 1077 nucleotides long. Its product is annotated as protein RICE SALT SENSITIVE 3-like. The record is from RefSeq and is a predicted model, not a curated record. The transcript is spliced from 7 exons. NCBI's taxonomy places the organism in Eukaryota, Viridiplantae, Streptophyta, Magnoliopsida, Dioscoreales, Dioscoreaceae. The coding region runs from base 43 to 819 and encodes 258 amino acids.
AUCUCUCUCUGUACUCUUGUUUGUCACUCUCUCAGUUUCUCUAUGGAAUGUGGGCUACCAUUGCUCAAUUGCCUAUGGCAGCAAACACUGCAGAGUUUCUGCUUCCCAGAUGCAUCAAGUUCAUCAAAGUGGGUGUAUGCUGUCUUCUGGAGAAUCCUCCCAAGAAACUUCCCACCACCCAGAUGGGAUUGUGAUGGCAGAGAAGCAUUAAACCAGUCCAAUGCUAGCAAGAGAAACUGGAUACUUGUUUGGGAGGAUGGUUUCUGUGAUUUCUAUGAAGCAAGCUUUGCACCAGAAAUUUUCUUCAAGAUGUCUCAUGAGGUCUAUACCCUUGGAGAAGGAGUAGUUGGGAAAGUAGCAGCAGAAAACAGCCAUAAAUGGAUGCAUAGUGGAAAUACUCAUCCAGAAACUAAUGGCAGCCACUUCUCUUCAUGGGAUUCAUCCACAUAUCCACAACCAAAAGUCUGGCAAUGUCAGUUCAAUUCAGGCAUUCAGACUAUUGCAGUAAUUGCAGUAAAGGAAGGUGCUAUUCAACUUGGCUCAUUAGAUAAGGUUCCUCAAGAUCUUAUACUAGUGAUGAACAUACAGAGAAAAUUCAAUUAUUUGCAGAGCAUACCGGGAAUGUUUGCUAUGCAAAGACCAUAUCAAGCAUUUCCAGAGAAUUAUAUUCAUGGAUUCAAGCAGAGUCUGCAGAUUACUGAGAAAGAAGAUGAAGAAAAUAAUGCUGCAUUUGGAGUUCAUGGAUCAAAUUACUUGUUUUGUGAUGUGAAAACAGAAAUGUUUGAAGUUUCAGAAAACAAACUCAAGAUCCGACAAUGAGGAGAAAAUCAAUUGAAGCAUGUUUGCCAAUUUGCUCACUGAUUGUGUUGUUUGUGAGCAACUUUAUGUUCUGGUUAAUAUGUAAUUUCUUUAGCUGUUUGAUUAGAGCUUCUCAACUGUUCUACUUGAGCUGUCAGACAUCAAACCUGGAUCCAAGUUGCAAGUGGAGUUCCAAACAAUUCUGUUGCAUUGGGACCAGUUGGGAAAGUAGUAUUGAUUCAGGUCAGAUUAUAAUAUUAUAUUGGUUUUUCUUUUCUA